Messenger RNA from Drosophila innubila, 1281 nucleotides. It is a transcript of the gene Or45b, whose product is annotated as odorant receptor 45b. Bases 1 to 1182 code for a protein of 393 amino acids. The transcript has 6 exons. The record is from RefSeq and is a predicted model, not a curated record. Gene Ontology annotation, cellular component: plasma membrane. Gene Ontology annotation, biological process: detection of chemical stimulus involved in sensory perception of smell; sensory perception of smell. Gene Ontology annotation, molecular function: olfactory receptor activity; odorant binding. Lineage: Eukaryota; Metazoa; Arthropoda; Insecta; Diptera; Drosophilidae.
AUGUAUCCACGCUUUCUGAGCAGCAAUUAUCCACUGUCGAAGGAUCUUUUCUUCUCAACCAGAUAUUCGUUUAGUCUGCUCGGUUUGAGAUUUGAGAAGAAGCCAACAAUUUGGUCCACACUCUGGUUAAUCUUUAACUUUGUGAAUCUGGCACAUUGUUGCCAGGCCGAGUUCAGUUUUGGAUGGUUUUAUAUUACGAGCAGUCCUGUGGAUGCCAUGGACGCCUUCUGUCCACUCGCCUGCAGUUUGACAACGCUCUACAAAAUGGCCUGCAUGUGGAAAAAUCGCUCUGAAGUUUCGCUUCUCAUGUCUCGCAUUCGACAGCUAACGGAACAGCAGCGUGGAGAGCAGCGGGAGAAGUUAAAGAGAAGCUACUACAGAAUGGCCACAUUGCUGGGCAUGCUCAUGUUCACUCUGGGCACCGUCAACACGGCCGCUUUUGUCCUACGCUCCCUCUGGGAAAUGUGGAUGCGACGUCACGAGGCAUUCAAAUACGACAUGCCCUUCCGAAUGCAUUUUCCAGCCAUCGCUCAUCGCCUACCGCUUUAUCCCCUCGCCUAUCUUUACUCCACUUGGAGCGGUCAAGUCACAGUUUAUGCCUUUGUCGCCACCGACGGCUUCUUCUUCAGUUUCACGCUCUAUGUCACGUUCCUGCUCAAGGCCCUUCAAAUGGACAUAGAAUGUGUGCUUAAAUCGGUGCAGGAUCCAAGUCAACGCGAUUCCGAGAAGUGCUGUCAACAGUUGCACAAUAUUAUCGAUCGUCAUAACGAUAUCGUUGGGAUCGUGCAGCGUUUCUCAGUGAUUAUGGCUGCGCCUACAUUUGCCCAGUUUCUAUCGGCCAGCUUGGUGAUCGCCACCAGUGUUAUCGAUAUACUGCUGUAUUCUGGCUAUAAUAUCAUACGUUAUGUAGUCUAUGCCAGCACCGUGAGUUCUUGCCUCUUUCUCUACUGUUACGGAGGCACCGAAGUGUCUAUGGCGAGUUUGGAACUGGGCGAAUCGGCGUACAAUAGCAGCUGGUAUCAGUGGGAUCGUAAGGUGCGACAACGUGUCUAUCUGCUCAUAAUGCGAGCCCAGCGACCCAUUAUUGUGACAGUGCCCUUUUUUGUGCCCUCAUUGCCGGCAUUUACAGCGGUCAUCAAGUUUACGGGCUCCAUUGUGGCGCUGGCUAAAACCAUACUCUAGUCUCUUAUCAACAAUAUGCGAAAGAAGUUUUGUAACAAAGAAAAACAACCCAGAAAACUACAGUCGUGUUGACAACUAUGUUGCCGACUUAAAUCAACA